CUUCCGCCACGAGCACCGCCGGCCGCGGCUCACCGUGCAGGCCUGGGCGGCGCUCGUCCUGCUGCUGGCCGGCGCGGUAUACGCGGACGAUCUGAUGGAACGGUCGGAGCGGCAGCUGUACGCCGAUCCGGUCAUCCUGUCCCGCACGUCCACGUAUCAGCGCAUCGUGCUGACGCAGGCCAACGGCGACGUGCGGCUGUUCCUGAACGGCAACCUCCAGUUCUCCUCGCGCGACGAAUACCGCUACCACGAGGCGCUGGUCCAUCCCGGCCUGGCCGCCGUCGCGGCGCCGCGCCGCGCGCUGGUGCUCGGCGGCGGGGACGGGCUGGCGGUCCGCGAAAUCCUCAAGGACAACCGCGUCGAGCAGGUUACCCUGGUGGACCUCGACCCGCUGGUGACGGAACUCUUCACGGCACACGAGGCGCUGGCGGCGCUCAACGACCAUGCCCUGCGCUCGCCGCGCGUCACGGUGGUCAACGCCGACGCGUUCGUCUGGCUGGAGGAGCAUGCCGACCGCUACGACUUCAUCGUCGUCGACUUCCCCGAUCCGUCGAACUACUCGCUCGGCAAGCUGUACACCACCACCUUCUACCGGCGGCUGGCGGCGCACUUGACUGCGGGCGGCGUCGUCGCGAUCCAGAGCACGUCGCCGCUGGCGGCCCGCGAGGCGUUCUGGUGUAUCGUCGCGACGGUGCGCGACGUCGGCCUGCACGCCGCGCCCUACCACGCGGCGAUUCCGUCGUUUGGCGAAUGGGGCUUCGUGCUCGCGUCCCGGGAGCCGUUGCAGGCGCCGGACCGCUUCCCCGCCGCGCUGCGCUACCUGACGCCGGCCAUCGCCCGCUCGCUCUUCGAGUUCCCGGCCGACAUGGACGCGGUGCCGGUCGAGGUGAACCGCCUCAACAACCAGAUCCUCGUGCAGUACCACACGGACGGAUGGAGCCGCUACGCACGCUGAAGCGGGGCCAGCCGCUGUCGCGCCGGGACCUCCUCAGGCUCGGUCCCGCGGCGGCUGGCGUGCUGGGCUUCGGCUGCCGGCCGGGCGCGCCGGCACCCGCCGGUACGCCGGCCCCGGGCCGGAUCACCGGGACGAUUGUCGGCGCCUCCCACCGUAUCGGCCACCGCCUGCGGGACGGCGAGUUCCCCGCGCCGCAACAGACGCGCGAGGUCCCGGUCGUCAUCGUGGGGGGCGGCAUGGCGGGGCUGUCGGCCGGCUGGAAGCUCGCCGGGAGCGGCAUGCGCGACUUCGUGCUGCUGGAGCUCGAGCCGGAGCCGGGCGGCAACGCCCGCUGGGGACAGAAUCAGGUCUCGGCCUACCCGUGGGGAGCGCACUAUGUGCCGGUGCCGGGCCCGGAAGCGACGGCGGUUCGCGAGCUGCUGGUCGAGAUGGGCCUGGUGCAGGGUCACGGUCCGGACGGGGAGCCGAUCUACGACCCGCGGCAUCUGUGCCAUGCACCGCAGGAGCGGUUGUUCAUCCACGGCCAGUGGCGCGACGAGAUCUCCGCGCGGGCCCUGCUUGACGCCGAGGAAACUGGCGCCGGCGCGGAACUCGCCGCGUUCGAGGCCGAGGCGCGGCGCUACCGCAACUAUCGCGAUGCGCGCGGCCGCCGGGCAUUCGCGCUGCCGCGCGCGGCAAGCACGACCGACGCGGACAUCAUCGCGCUCGACCGGCUCUCCAUGCGCGACUAUUUCGACCGCGCCGGCUGGUCGUCCGAGCGGCUGCGCUGGUACGUCGACUACUGCUGCCGCGACGACUAUGGCUGCACGCUCGACACCACCUCGGCCUGGGCCGGCUGGCACUACUUCUGUUCGCGCCCGGCCGAUGCGGAAUACCUGACCUGGCCGGAGGGGAACGGCCGCAUCGUCCGUCAUUUCAUGGAGCGCCUGGCGCCGCACGUCAGCACCGGCAUGCUCGUGCACCGGCUGCGUCCGGCGGUGGACCCGGACGGGGCGCCGGCGCCGGAUGGCGGCGUCGACGUCGACGCGCUGGAUACCGGCGCCGGGACCACGGUCCGUUUCCGGGCGCGCCACGCCAUCUACGCCCUGCCGCGCUUCACGGCCCGCCGCGUCAUCGACGGCUACCCGCCGCCCGGCGCGGAGCCGGACGCGUUCACGUACUGUCCGUGGAUGGUGGCCAACCUCACGGUCGACCGGCUGCCGGACGGCGCCGCCUGGGACAACGUGCUGUACGACAGCCCGUCGGUCGGCUACGUGGUCGCCACGCACCAGAACCUCGGGAUAGCGCCCGGGCCGAGCGUGCUGACCUACUACCUGCCGCUGACCCCGCCCAACCCGGAGGUGGCCCGCGCCUGGAUGCUGGAGCGGAGCUGGGACGACUGGGUCUCGCUGAUCUUCGCCGACCUUGUACAGGCGCACCCCGCGAUCGAGUCGCUCGUGUCCAACAUCGACGUCAUGCUGUGGGGGCACGCCAUGGUCCGGCCGGUGCCCGGUUUCUUGUGGGGCGUCGCGCCGCGCGCCAGCCGGCGCCACGGCAGCAUCCGUUUCGCCCACUCCGACAUGAGCGGGCUGUCGCUGUUCGAGGAGGCGCAGUAUCAGGGCGUGCGCGCGGCCGAAGAGGUGCUGCGCGCGCUGGGGCAUCCGCACCGCAGCAGCCUGGCGCCCGCCGCGGAAAUUUGA
Molecule: messenger RNA, 2634 nt
Organism: Geodia barretti
Lineage: Eukaryota; Metazoa; Porifera; Demospongiae; Tetractinellida; Geodiidae
Source: the annotation of a GenBank genome assembly